CUUAGUCUCUGGGCGCAUCUCAGACAUCUCGGGAUCGCAGGGGGAGCUCAUCCUGGGGGGUCGCAGAGGUGCCGGCGCGGGAGUGGGUGCGGCCCGGCCGGGCCCGGGCCGGCUGAAGGCGGAGGUGCGUGCUUGCUCGCAGAGUCCGCCAGGCACGCGCCGGGGGCUCGGAGGAGCCAGCUCCCUUCCCGCUCCCGCUCCCGCCCCCUUGCCGCGCAGGGCUGACCGGGCCGCUCCUCCCCUGGGUGGGUCCCGGCUCCUUUUCUGGCAGAGUCUAUCUGCAUAGAGGAAACUGCCCAAAGUGGCUGUGGCGGAGCUGCUGGCGGAGGGGAAGGGGGCGUGCGCCGAUCCGCUGCUGCCUGGAGCCCGAGCCCCGCGCGCCGGCCGACCUCGUGCCUAGGGUUCUCUGCCCGCUCCCGGCGCGCUCAGCCUUCAGCCCGGCGCUGCACCGCCCCCUCGGACAGCAACACGCAGAGAUCGCGCCAUGAGCCCGGGCGAGCAAGACGGCGGCAGCGCGCGGAAGGGCGGUCCGGCGGGCGGCGGGGGUCGUCCGGCGGCGAAGGCGGUGGGAGCCUGGGCGGUGAGCGCGCUGUGCCUGCUGCUCUCCGUGGGCUCCGCGGCCGCCUGCCUGCUGCUGGGCGCCCAGGCGUCGGCGCUGCAGGGCCGGGUGGCAGCGCUCGAGGAGGAGCGGGAGCUGCUGCGGCGCGCGGGGGGCCCGGGAGCCCUGUCCGCCUGGGCGGAGCCGCACCUGGAGCGCCUGCUGCGCGAGAAGUUGGAGGGACAAGUCAAGCUCCGGACUGUUCGGGAAGCGCCAUCGGAAUGUGUCUGCCCUCCGGGGCCCCCUGGACGGCGUGGCAAGCCUGGAAGAAGAGGUGACCCCGGUCCUCCGGGGCAAUCAGGACGAGAUGGCUACCCGGGGCCUCUGGGUCUGGAUGGAAAGCCAGGACUUCCAGGCCCCAAGGGAGAAAAGGGUGCACCAGGAGACUUUGGACCCCGGAUGGUUUUCCCACGGCUCCACCCGGGCUUUAUAAGUAGAGACCAUCACAUGUACAGUCGCCGCAUCCUCAAGGGCGACCAAGGGCAAGAUGGGGCUGCUGGGCCUCCUGGGCCCCCGGGGCCUCCCGGGGCUCGGGGCCCUCCUGGCGACACUGGGAAAGAUGGACCCCGAGGAGCACCAGGCCCAGCGGGUCCCAAAGGAGAGGCUGGACAAGACGGUGAGACGGGCCCAAAGGGACCUCCAGGGCCCAAGGGUGAGCCCGGCAUUCCUGGAAAGAAGGGGGAUGACGGGACGCCGAGCCAACCAGGGCUCCCUGGACCUCCGGGGCCCAAGGGCGAGCCGGGGAGCGUGGGGCCACGGGGAGAGAAGGGCGUGGACGGAGUCCCGGGGACAAAGGGCGAGCCCGGCCUGCGAGGAGCCGACGGAGCCUCCGGGCUGCGGGGUCCCCCCGGCCUCAAGGGUGAGCAAGGAGACACAGUGGUGAUUGACUACGACGGCAGGAUCCUGGAUGCCCUGAAGGGUCCUCCCGGCCCGCCGGGGCCUCCCGGAAUCCCCGGAGCCAAGGGUGAGCUCGGAUUGCCUGGUGCCCCCGGAAUCGAUGGAGAGAAGGGUCCCAAAGGACCAAAAGGAGACCCAGGAGAGGCUGGGCCAACUGGACCCAAAGGGGAAGCAGGCGAAAUGGGCCUGUCUGGCCUCCCGGGUGCCCACGGCCCCAAGGGCGAGAAGGGAGAGCCGGCACCAGACAGCCUAUCAGAGAGCCUGGCCCAGAUCAUAGUGGAGCCAGGGCCCCCCGGCCCUCCUGGUCCCCCGGGCCCCAUGGGCCUUCAGGGAAUCCAGGGUCUCAAGGGCUUGGAUGGAGCAAAGGGAGAGAAGGGCGAGUCGGGGGAGAGAGGCCCCAGCGGCCUGCCUGGGCCCGCUGGUCCACUGGGCCUUAUUGGGCUGCCAGGAACCAAAGGAGAGAAGGGCAGACCCGGGGAACCAGGACUAGAUGGUUUCCCUGGACCCCGAGGAGAGAAAGGCGACCGGAGUGAACGUGGAGAGAAGGGAGAGCGAGGCGUCCCCGGCCGGAAAGGAGUGAAGGGCCAGAAGGGUGAGCCGGGGCCGCCAGGCCUGGACCAGCCGUGCCCUGUGGGCACUGACGGGCUGCCCGUGCCUGGCUGCUGGCAUAAGUGACCAGUGCCCAGCUCACCGCCUGUACAGAUCCAUGUGGACAUUUUUAACUUUUGUAAAAAAACAAGACAGUAAUAUAUUGAUCUCUUUUCACGGGAUGCACUGCCUGUGGCUUUUAACCUUUGAGCAUGUGCCCGGCCCAGCCCCAGAGCAAUCAGCAUGUGAAGCUGACGGGAACGCAGACAGGCCGACCUGGGAGCUGUGUGCCUGAGGGGCCACCACAGGAUUCGGUGUCUGGCUCAGGAGAAGCUGCAGAGAUGCCGGGUUGGGCCUUCAGUCCCCUGACUGGCAGAGAGUCUGGCUGCCCAGCUGCCCUACAAGGCCUGCCCCCUGAAGCUCCAGGGCCCUUGUGGGGGGGGCCCCGGGGCAUGGACCACCCUGCAGCUGCUCCGGGCCUCUUCAGCCAGAGCCAGCUGCUCACCCUCCUGGACCCUGGGUUCCCGGGGAAGGACAAGACUCCCGCCCAGCACUUGCAGCUGGAUACAGGGAGCUGUGGAAAGCACCCCACGCAGGUCCAGCUCUCACCACGUUCAUGAAGCCUCAGGAAGCCAGCCUGUUUGAGAACACGUGUCCUCUGGCCGGCAGUACAGGCCAAGCACUGUGAUCAACACCACGUGAACCCACCUGCAGGGAGCCCCACAGUGCCCAAGUGCGGAGGAUGGCAAGGCCCAUGCUGGAGGGACUCUGCUUCCUGCCGGUCCGCACUGCCCCAGAGCAGGGAUGUGAUGAGACUUUGCCCGCCGGAGGAGAUGGGGUCUCAGAGCUGGGGUCUCACUGGCCCCAGGCUCCCACCCAGGAGAACUCUGGUCAGCCAGCCGAAAGCGGUCUUCCGGGGGAACUGUGCAGACGGAGGGAACCCCGGGGUGGUUCCCGGCCGGCCUGAGCAGGGGCCUGCACCCUGAGCAUCGGGCUCUAAGGAAAAGGCAUCCCCGCCUCCGACAAAGGUCCCCAGCCACCAACUCUGGCCCGGCUACUCGCCUCCCCUCUCUGUGUAGAUAGGUAUUGCUGUGUGUAAUAAACCACGAAUUUGUGUC
Pipistrellus kuhlii (Kuhl's pipistrelle) is the source of this 3201-nucleotide messenger RNA. It is a transcript of the gene COL23A1, whose product is annotated as collagen type XXIII alpha 1 chain. The record is from RefSeq and is a predicted model, not a curated record. Lineage: Eukaryota; Metazoa; Chordata; Mammalia; Chiroptera; Vespertilionidae. The transcript is spliced from 30 exons. The coding region runs from base 485 to 2170 and encodes 561 amino acids.